AUUCUGACUUUAUUCACCUAGAACAGUCUAUAUUUGCUUCAAUUUCGAGUAUUGCACGAUUGAUUCCCUCUACCAAAUUAUAUGUUCGGUGUUCUUUUAGCAGUAUCAGCUUUAAUUCUUUCAAUCUCUCUUUUCGCUUAUAAACGGUAUGGUCAUAAAGUUCCUUCAGAUCAAAAGAUAGAAAACUCCAAUUGGAUUUCAAAAGAGACGAAUCUAAAUCAGGAUGAAUCAGUAAAUGUCGAAAAUACUGCAGAGAUCUUAAGGUAUAAUAAUAGAACAAACUGACUGGCCAUAAAGAGUCAUAUUUUUAUUAGGCAAGAGGGAAAAUUCCCAUUAACUACUUUAUGUGAAUUUAUGGUAACUGUAUCCUCCUUGUAGGAGAUAAUUGAAAGGACCACACCCCUUUGUGAAUGUGUUUAUUUGUUUAAUCUUGUCCUUCUUAGUUAAAUAACUUUAUACUAUAUUUGUUAGAUGUAAACUUUUCUGUCUUUCUUUUAAAUAGACCUCAAGUCGACCGUUGGAAGCUAAUACGAGAAUCACUGAACAACAAGGAACUCUUUAAUAUCUCUUCAAAUAUGGGUGUCACCACCGUAAUUAAAGAUUAUGGCUCUGAUAUCUUGGAGGCGAUAAGGGAAAAUGAUUUGGAAAAGCUUAAAUCAAUAUUUGAGAAAGAAUUAAAGUCUGAACAUAAAAUACAAAAGUUGGUCAUUGCUGAUAUCAAACAUAGGCCGACUAAAAAAUUCGCAUGUCCUCUUAUACUUGCCUCUCGACAAGAAGAUCCAAGAAUAAUGGAAUAUUUCUUGAAAAAAGGAGUAGAUCCAAAUUACGUUCAUCAAACAGUUUAUAGCUCUAGACGACGAGAGAAACUUACCCCUUUACAUAUAAGUGUUGACUUAGGUCUUUAUGCAACAGUAGAAUUGUUACUGUUGGCGAGUGCAAACCCAAACAUUGGUGAUCAUAAUCGCGAGACCCCCUUACAUAUCGCCGUUAAGAAACCAGACCGAAUUAUGGCAAGAAUGUUGCUUUCUAGAGGAGCUGAUCCUCAGUUAACAGACUCUAAACAAAAUGCUCCGUUACAUACUGCUACUUUAUAUGGCCAUUUGCAAUUAGUUAGACUAUUAUUGCAUCACAAUGCAGACGUCUUUCAAAAAGGACAAGAUGGAGCUAUUGCUCCCUAUAUUGCAGCGAGAGAAGGCCAUAUUCAUUUGUUACAGUUGUUUUCUGCCAGAGAAAUUAGUUGUGUUAAUAUAAAAUUGCCAUGUUUCGGAGAUAGGCGUGAAAAAACUCCUCUUCACAUAACUGCCGAAAAUGGACAUAGAGAAGCCAUGAAAGCUUUAAUAGAACAAUUUAACGCUGCCAUAGAUAUAAAUGAUUCCCACGAAAAUACUCCUCUACAUUGUGUUGUAUUAAAUGAAUGGUUACCCCAAAAAGGAAUGCGGGAUAAGGAUGAUUUUACUGCUUGUGCAAGAAUUCUACUGAAACAUAGAGUCGCAAUUAACGAUAAAAAUAUCCAUGGAGAGACGGCUCUUCAUUUAGCAGCUGCUAAUCAUUAUCAAAGGAUUGUGGAGAUUUUAUUAGCUCUGGGAGCAAACCCUUUUAUUGAAAAUUCUAAAGGGCAAAAACCUAUCGAUGUAACACCAAGGAACGAUACAGUAACUCAACAACUGUUGAAAAAUGCUAUGCAUUCUAGACCCCGAAAUCCUGAUCUUUCAAAUUCUAUGGAUACUGUUAGACUACAGCAAAUUCUUGGGGAAUACAGUGUUGCUGAAUCAGAGACCCUUCCAAAAGAACUCAUUUAUCAUUCAACACACUCGCCGAAUUCAAAACGCCAUCUUAAUAAAACUCAUGACACUUCUGCCUAUAUGGGCACUGAAGCUGAACAUUAUAAUACUAGCCACUACGGCAGUAGACCUCAUAAUAGAAUGUCAAAUAUGACAGCGGGAACAUCUAUAAAUUCUAUAUUUGAGCAACCACAACAAAAUAAGCCUAACAAAACUAGCACUAUGAAAAGUGGCCCAAAUGACGCGAAGCAAAGGGGAGGUUUAGAUAUUAGUCGAGAAAAUGCAACUCAAACUUCGAAUCUUCAGUUGCACGAUGCAUCAACAGGAACGGGUGCUGCAUAUGAACCACUAAUGACCAGGUCAGAGACCAGAUCAGAAAGACCUCAAAGAUCGUUAAACAAACAGGAACUUGAUAGAAGAGACGCGGAAGAUAGAAAAAAGCGGGAAUUAGAAGAAGAGUUAGCUAAGAGGCAAGAUAGAUUAAUUCUUCUUAUGAAAGAGGAAGAAGAAGAAAAGCAAAAAAUUGAGGAAAAAUUAAAGAGAUUGGAGGAAGAAAAAGAAAGAGAAAAACUUCGAGCUGAAGAGACACUCCGAAGGAGGAGACAAGAAGAAGAGGAAUUGCGAAGAUUGGAAGAGGAAGAAAGAUUAAGACAACAAGAAGAGGAAAUUAAAAGACUAGAAGAAGAGAAAGCUAAAAGAAAACAAGAAUUAGAAAGAAUAAAGAGAGAAGAGCAACGUAUAAGAUACGAACAGGAACAACAACGUUUAAAACUUGAACAAGAAGAUCGAGAAAGAGAGGCGGCUAAAGAAGCUGACAAACAAAGAGAAAAGAAGAAAAAGAAAGAAGAAGUUCAAAAGACAAGGAGACUGAAUGCAGGCAUUACUGAGCAAGUUGAAGAACAGCUGAAACUUCAAGGUUAUAAACCAUAUGUAGAUUCAAAAGGGCGAGUUUUCUUAUUAGAUAUGAAUGGAAAAGUUGUUCUUGAUGGCGAAGGUCGUCCAAUGAAUCUCCAAAUAACACCACCUCAGCAAGAAACAGUUACGAUCAUUCAGGGAGUUGAUAUCUUUGAUCGUCCUAUUUUUAUAACGCACACUGGAAAAUUAAUUGCAACAAAUGCUAAUGGUCAACCCAUAAUUGAUCCUAGUGGUAAACCAGUUUUAGCCUCCUCGCAGCCUCUUGCAAGUACGACUAUUGGGUACAGACCUUUAUUAGAUCAAAAUGGAGAACAGGUUUUUGAUGCUGACAAAAAGCCGCUAUUCUUAGAUGCAAAUGGCCUUGUCAUUCUGCCAUCUGCUGGAGUAUAUAAUGGAAACGAUGCUGACAGUUUUUACAGUGCUGACUUUACCAAUGCAUCGUUUCGAUCUUUUGAUACUUCUAUAACACAAUCUGAGGAGCCAAAUCAGCAGGUGAGCGAUGCUGUCCUCCAAACAGUAAAAGAUUAUACUGGUUCUACUCCAAAAACGCCGACUCCCCGAUACGUAUCUCACCCGUCUACUCCUCCAAGAACUGAAGCUGUGACACCUUUAUGCAAAACUAAAGCUGAUGAUAGUAUCAGAGUAGAAGAUGGUUCUACCUCCCCUGAUCUCACUCCUAAUGUUAGUCUUCGAAAUGCCGUUCAGCGACCUAGGGCAGCUGCAAGAAAGCAUAGGCCUGAUGAAGUUUGGACAGUGAAUAAUCCGUCUUCCAAAGCAGGUGAGCAUAAUAACGCGUGGCCACAAAGGCUUGUUUCGACCGAUAACCGAACUCCAACAGGUUACGUUAUCACGAGAGCCGUAAGUAGCGAUUCAACGGCCUCAAGACGCUCUAUUGUUAGCGAAUCGUCUGAAGCGGAGACAGUUGUCGAAAAACAGGAUAACGAUGUAGUACAAACUGUUACUAAAGAAUCGUCUCAGUUAGGUUUUGCUGAAUUUAUCGAAGUGGUAUCUAGUAGUUCUUCGUCCACCGAAGAUAUAAAAACUGACGUCGGCGAAGACAAUCAAAGAGAACCCAGUGGGCAAGGACAGAGACAACAUUAUUUGGAACAACAGUAUAGGGAGAAGGAGGAGGAAAAGGAGGAAAUGUUGACAUUGAGUGAAAACUUAGGAAUGCGGCUGGAAAUUAAAGGUAGCAAUGACUUACCGAAUAUUUCAGCAGAUGAUGAGGUUCGCUUGAUAACAUCUCAAGUCGCUAAGUUUUCAAAUGAGAAAAGUGUAAUUUCGCCUGUUGCGUGUAGUUCACCGACAGAGGAUAUGGAAGUUCGCGAAUUAUUAUCUAGAAGUCCGCGUGGCAAAAAACGUGUAAUCGUUACACCCGAAAGCAUUCAUAACCUUUCGUCCUCUUCAUCAUCAACAGCCCCAAUUUCGAAUAUUUCUGAUAUAAAGGCUAGAAUGCAUGAUAGAGACAUCGCGAGACGAGAAUUCUUCUCUGUACCACCCCUCAAUAUUGAAUCUGGUGGAGAGCUUUCAGAGAACGAAAUAUCUAGAUAUAGCGUUUUCUCCGAUAAUCCUCCGACUCCUCCUCCGAUUAUUUCGCAAACUGUUCGUGCAAAGUCCACAUCAGAUUUGUACGUUUCGCCCUAUGCACGUCGAGCGGCUAAUCGCCGUCUUCUUUUGUCCACCGCCGUACCCAAACCAUAUAAAUCAUUCGGUAAAGUUGAUGUUAACACUGAUGCUUUAAAAGAGUUUGUCUCUAUACCCAGGAGCGAACAUGGCUCCACAGAAAUUCACAAAUCCCAAAUGGAUUCAAUUAGUGAGGUUUUAGGAGGCGAGGAGUUUACUUUUGGACUAAUAAUAAAACCAAGAGAGGAUGGUAGUUUAAUUGUAAAGGAGGAAAAUGAAUCAAUAUCAGGAGCAAAAUCAACUCCGUCACUCAAUUUUGACGAACCUAGACCCAACAUACCUACUAUGAGUUUAGAUACUGACUUUGAAAAACUGUUAGCUGAGUAUAAAACAAACAAGGGUAAACCAAUUCAAAUAAAGGAAACAAAACUAACUCAAAGAGAAACAUUUAUCUUAGCGAAAUCGGAAAAUAUUGAGGCAGCUGAUCAAAUUAAAGUCAAAGAACAGCUAGCUAAACAAGAUGAGCAAAUAGUUUCAUCAGAGUCAUCAAGAAAACUUAAGGAAAGAGUAAACAUUGCAUCUGUACGAGAUAAAAUAGGGCUCUACGAAUCUCAUACAGCUAAAGAAAUUCAGGAUAUUGUAACGGAAAGUGAAAGUGAGGCAGAAUUUGGCGAGGAAGGGGUUCUUCAGACGGAAGAGGUUAAAAAUAAAUUAGAGGCUCUUGGAUUUAAAUUAACAGAAUUGGAAGAUGGGUCACCAAAAAGACGGAGGAAAAUUGAAGUAUUAAGGGAACAAACCAGUGUAAAAGUAGACAGACCCCAUAAUAUUGAUGAGACAUCUAUAAGUUUGAAAGCUGACCCAUCGGAAAGAUCUUACGAUCUUAGCAGUAGCGAAGAAUAUGAACCGGAAAUUCCUCAAGGUGUUACACUUGAGGGCUUAAACUACCUUGAAACUUCGGUUGACGAUCCAUCUUCUAUGGUAUUAAAAAAGAGCUCCUCCUCUUUAGACAAAGUCGAGGAUGUCAUUCCGAUUUCUAGGUCUCCAAUAAGAAGCUCUAGACAUUCUGUAAACUCUGAUUUAGAAGGUAGUACACAAAAACGUUCUUCGUCGGUCCCUGUCCUUGAUGAGAGUGACGAUGAAGUACUUAUAGAUAACGAACCGUCACUGCGUGAUAGGUCACAAUCUAAUCCUUACAUACUAGAAAGCAAAGACGAUAAAAAUAAAAGUCAACAUUGGUACGGAACGAAAAACAAAGACUUUGUCACAGAUGUUGAUGAAAUCUUGACCGUUGAACGAAGUGCAGGUGAAAUUUUAUCUAUAAAGAUGCAUACAGAGACAGACUUAGAUCAAGCAUCGUUGAAUCCUGUACAAAGAAUAGAUACACCAAAAGAAACUGAUUUACGUCACAUGGAAACAAAUAUUGAUGAUUAUGAAGAAUCAAAACCAAAUUACUUACAACGUGAAAUACAAAUGCAAGAAAAAUCAAAACCACAACCACAGGAUUCUUCUCAAACAGCAAUUAAAGGUCACAAUCAAGGUUUACAAGGGAAUACAAACGUAAAUAUUUAUGAACAGUUCGGUCAACCACAUACUCAAUAUUCUUCGACAGAAGCAUACGCUGGAAUUGAGACAAAUAUAGAUGAUUUUAAUGAACCUCAAAGAGUUUUAUCUAUAACUGAAAUAGAUAGAAAUUCAAAUCAAUUACUAGAAAUUCAGGCCGAUAAGUUAACAAUAUCUGAGACUAAAGACAAUAGUAAUAAAUCUACUGACAAUUCAAGUAACUCCUCACUUAAUAUUGACGAAAGGUUGGAUAGAUUAGAAACAAAUAUCGAUGAUAUCGCUCAAGAAAAUAUAGAACCGGCUCUAAGAAGUGAAAAUAAAGUGAAAGGAGAAAAUUUGCAACCAAUCUUGGAAUCAGGUUUUGUCCACGAGACAAAUCUUGACGAUAUGCCUAGUUCCAAAAUAACUGUUUCAGAACAACAAACUGAAAAGAUUGCUGAAGGACUUGGCCUAGUUAUGACAAAUAUUGAUGAAUAUUCUGAAGAGCCUCGAUCAGGAAAAAGAGCUGUUCAAAAGCUUUCAGAACAGCCUAUUGGACAUCAUCCACAAGAAACGAAUAUCGAUAACUGGCAAAGUAAUUCGUCAAGACCAGAGGAUGAUUCUUCAAACCUUCAACCAAAAAGUCAUAUUGAAACUGAUAUCGACGAUCUUUCAACUGUUUUCGAUAAGGAACCGAGGUCUGGUCGAAGACAUGAUCCUCCAGUUAGCUCAAUGCCAAUAGAUGAAAGUGCUCAGAAACAUAUGGAGACCAAUAUUGAUGAUUUUCCCACGAAUAUUUCUUCAUCGUCAGAAUUAUCUCAAAACGUUCCAAGAGCUCAGCAAAGAGUUUCUCAUGAAGAUACUGAGAAAAAUAAAGGAUUCGGACAGCUACCUGAGGAACUUUUGAAAGAACCAAAAUCUGGUAGAACGCCUGAUAAGAUAAAAGAGCCUGACACACGCACAAAGGUUUUAGAAGAAACCAAUAUUGAUAACUUGCCUAUCAAUGAAAAUAAACCUAAAGCGACUGAAUCUGAUUACCAUGAAGAAGAGCAAAGAAAACCAUUUUUAAUGACUGAUAUUGACGAUCCAACGAUGGUUUUUUCCAGAGAACCAAGGUCAGGAAGAAAUCCUGAACUAUAUGCUGGGGAAGCUGAACAACAAAAUGUGAAAACACAUACAGUAGAAACUGACAUAGACAAUGCUCCUAUUGAGAUGGUGGUCAGUGAAACGAAACCUGUCAGUGGUGAUGUUAAGAAGCCAUUAAUUGACGACAGAGCUUCAGAAAUGAAAAAAAUAGGUUUUGAAACUAAUAUUGAUGACUUUGAAGAAAAUAGGCUUUUGAAGGACGAACAAGCUGCUCAAGACUCACCACUAAGGCCAGAUACUAGAACGAGCCACUUAGAAACAAAUAUUGAUGACAUUCCAAAAUAUCAAUCUGAUGCAGUUGAAAAAGAUCAAACAUUUCCUAAAACUGCUCAGAACAAUCCUAUACUUGCAACUUCAGUAGCAGCUGCAGUUGGAGGUAUAGCAUAUCAAUCAGCGGCUGAACCAUGUACGGAAACAAAUCUAGAUGAUGAAAUACAAUUGAUUAGUAAAAGUGGAGAAACAAGUGAGGAGGACGAGAAAGAACUUGAUAAGCGCAUAGAAGUUGCCCCAAUUGAACCUGACCAAUCAUCUUCAGAUAGUUCGUCCUCGUCUUCUGUUAGUAGUGAUGGUGAGGUUGAAUACAAGCUAAAUGACUUCUCCGAGGAGCCUGGUAGCAAGAGGCCUAGAAACUUAAAACUGAGUAUUGUUGAAGAGGAAUCAGAUGACGAAGUUAACUCUUCAGAGGAAUUAAAUAUCCCUGCUCCGGAGCAAAUUAUGAGGCCAACAUCUAAAAACAAAAGAAAGCGUGCACCCCUUUCACCCCUUUCUCCUCCACUACCCAAUUGUCCUCCUCCUCCGGAUCAGCAGAGGUCCUCAUUUUAUAUUGUACCAGAUAGCCCAAAAUCCACCGUACCUGGUAGGCCCAAAUCUAUCAUUGCUCAAUCUCCAAUGUCUCCUACUAUUUAUGAGGCUGAGGAGCCAUCAGAAUCAAUCGAAAACAUUCCUCGUAAAAUUGACGAUAGGAGAGCACUACCUCUUCAAUCCUCAUCACCUGCAAGUGAAUCUCCGCCCAGCCUACAAAGGAAUGCAAUUCCCUCUCAAAUAUCUCCGAUAGGUCAGAAAACUGGCAGUCCAAAGAGACGACCUAGAGAUCCACCCCCACUUCCACCUCAGGCGAUAAGUUCUCCAACAAAGCUUGAGAAAGAACAGCUUGUUGAACUGUUUCCAAGGGAAUCGGAUUCAACAUUCGCUAUGCAAAGUGAAGAGCCUCUUUUACAGACCGGUCAAAUACAUGAACAAUAUCCACCAACUGAAGGAUUCAGCAAGCCCAAAGAAUAUGAGUCCAAAACCAUAUAUAGUGAUUCUGCUAGACCUGAAUCGCUUAUUGAACCUCCGAUAAUGCCUCCAUCUCCCACAGAGGAUCAACAAUGGCAAUUAGAGCAGCUACGCAGAGCUAAAGAGGAAUCGACCAAUCAAACACCUCCUAAGCCGACUGGCGAAGCCCGUAAACCAGUACCCUUGACGUUUGUUAGAGGAGUUUAUAGACCAACUGAAGUUAAAUUCGUACCGGGCCAAAUAAAUCCUAAAUCAGAUACGUCACCAGCUGCUGAUGAGGUAUAUGACUUGCCUAUAAGAUCCCCUAGAGCUUACGUGGAGAGUGACAGCCACGUAGUGAGCGCGCUUUGGUCGAGUGCUAUAAACACAAAUCCAGAAACGGUUUAUGCGAAAAAAUCCGAGCCACAAGACAAAAAAACAUACGAACAAUUUGCUCAAGAAGAUACUGAUAUUAUGAAGACGAAUGAGCGUAAAGGAUUUUUUAAAGGAUUUCCAUCACUAACUAGGAAAUCAAAAGCAAAAUCAGAUGAUGAAGGAAUAGUUACCAGAGGAUCUAAAACUGAUGAGGAGAUAUUGUCAGAUACAGACAGGGAGAAAUCAUGGGAUGCCUCUAAAAUGGCUGCUUUCUUUAAGGGGAGGAAGAGAAGCAAAUCUAAAGAUAGAGAAAGUGAAACUUUUGAUGAUACCGAACAAUCUUUCGGACCUGACGACAGUCCAAAAAAGAAAUCAAUAUUCAAAUUCCCUUCUUUACGAAAGAAGAAAGAUAGUAAAUCUGAAGCACAGGAUGUCCCUAUAUCUCCUGAUGGUCAGCCUUACGGUAUAGAAAAGACUGUUAUGGGCUCUAGCGUUGAGCGAUCUGAUACAGUUAAAGAAGCAAAACGUAAAGCAGGUUUUCUGAGUUUCCUAAAAAGACGCAGCAGCGAUGUUGUGUCACCAGAGAGGGAAGUCAAAAACUUUAUUAAUGAAAGGGGACAAUUCGUCAAUGAGAGAGGAAUUCUUAUUGAUGAUAGAGGACGGAUGAUAAAUAACAGAGGACAACUUAUAAAUGAUCAAGGACAAUUGAUCAAUGAUCAAGGACAGCUAAUAAAUGAUCAAGGACAAUUGAUCGAUGAGUACGGAAGACUAAAAACUGAUCAAGGUCAUCAAUUUGAAAAUUAUGAAAGGUUCACAAACAAUCAAGGAUACCAAAGAAAUUCUAGGAGCCGGUUAAUAGAUAACAGAGGAAGACUAGUCAACGAAAAGGGUCAGCUGAUCAAUGAAAUAGGUCAAAUAAUUGAUGAAAAGGGUAAUAUAAUAGACCCUAGAAUUCCAGAAACCGAACCCCAUCAUAGGGACAGAGGCCAAUUAUUUAAUGAAAAAGGUCAGCUAGUUGAUAGCUUCGGCAGGCUCAUAAACGAGCAGGGACAACUGAUCGACGGUUUCGGAAGACCAGUCGAUGAAAGAGGUCACUUAAUCAACAACCGAGGUCAAUUAAUAGAUCACAAUGGAAGAUUGAUCAAUGAAAAAGGUCAAUUGAUUAACAAACUAGGUCAACUAAUAAAUGAAAAAGGUCAAUUAGUAAAUGAAAAAGGAUUCCUAGUAGACGAACAAGGUCGCAUGAUAAAUAACAGAGGUCAAUUAAUAAACGAAAGGGGCCAAUUUGUUAAUGAAAAAGGACAAUUACUUAAUGAUUAUGGUCAACCCGUAAAUGAUAAAGGUCAAUUAAUAGAUGCAUACGGAGAAGUUUUGCCCGUUGUGACUUUGUUAAGUGACGAAGAUUUAAAAAGUACUUCACCAAAAUUAAGAGUUAGAGAAACAGAUAUUGAUUCCGAUUUACCUACAAGUAAUAUUUCUGAGAGACCUUUAAGUAAAGAUGAUAAUGAACAAAUAACUGCAGAGAAAGAGACUCCAGCGUCUCUAUACCAUAAAAUGCUAGCCAAUUCAUGGUCAAAUACAAAGCCUGAUCCUACACAAGUACGACAAAUGCCAAAACAAACAAGAGGAUCAACAGCCUCAAAUCAAUCAAGCAGAUUAUCUGAAAAUGAGCCUGGUAUGAAUAGAAAUUCAGACAGUUUAUACGAUGAAUCGCAGCCCAGUGGAAUUUACAGACAAAAUUCAGGGAAUCAAUCAGGAAAAUCUAUUUUGAGACAUCAUGGACGAUACGAAGAUGGAGAUAUUGGAAUGCGAAGUAGGCCUAAUAGAUUUGAAAGCGAAGGCGAAGCCGAUACAGAAGGUUUUGAUGAAUCACGAGGUGACUUGGAUCCUAUUAAUUCCCUCCCUAGGAGGCCGUUAAUGCCUAGACGUAUGGGCUUUCCUGAAAAACAACCUUCAACACCUCAUACUAAUGAUACAACACCUCCAGUUUAUAUUGGAGAUGAAAAUCAAAAGCCUGCUGAGAUAGAUUACACAAAAUUUGGUCUGGCAGCCAAACUAUUUGCUGAUAGAAUUGGACCCCCUCCACCGAUUGAAAAGUCAAAAACAAUGUAUAUGACUAUGGUUAAUGACAUUCCAGAGGACGUCAGAUUGAACCGUCAAUCGACGAGUUCAGAAGUUUUCAUUCCAGCUAGAUCAAGAAUUCCAGCGGAAGUACUAAAUGCGCCUAAAGUUGAACUUCCAGAACCAGACGACAAUAAACUAACUCCGCAAUGGGUAAUUGUCCGAGGACGAGCAGUAAGACGUCGAAAGAAGAAAACGAGAAGAGGAAAGACAAAGAUUGUUACUGAAUUAGACCUUGCUGGAAGAAGAAUCUUCUUCAAAGUUGGUUCAAACUGGCAAGAUUUGGCUUACUCAUUAUUCGCUCAACGUCAACCUGAAGCUUCGACAAGGAGAAUGAUUCAAGAAAUUCGCAUGAAAUGGUCCGGUUAUUUGCCAAAUCAGGUACAACAAAUGAUGAGACGUUGGUGGAAAGAUAGAGGUCAGUACGCUACUAUAGAAGCCUUGAAAGUCGGUUUGGACGCCUCUAAAAUUCCAUACUUAAUGGAGCAAUUCGAACACGAUACCGGCACUACGACUUGUACUGACACGGAAACGGAUGGCGAAGAAUUGGCUUUAUCGGAAAUGAGUGACGUUGAUGAAGAUGUAAAUAGACUUAUCCAAGAAUACGAAGUAAAAUCAUUAAAUUCAAGUUUCGAAUCGGGAGAUUUCAAUCUCAGUGUGGAUAAUCUAUUAAGACCGUCAUCACGCCAUCAAUCGAGAAAUUCUAGCUUCUUCGAUGAGAGUAUCAUAACUGAAGGUGGAACUAGAAUUUCAAAACCUCAUUUUGCUAUUGAUAAGCCCCAAAGUGCUGAGUACCGGCACGAAAGUACAGUCUGA
Messenger RNA from Dimorphilus gyrociliatus, 11570 nucleotides. NCBI's taxonomy places the organism in Eukaryota, Metazoa, Annelida, Polychaeta, Dinophilidae. The record is from the annotation of a GenBank genome assembly.